GAGGACACAGAACAACAUACAUAACCAAGAUAUAUAGACACGCCUUUCACUCCCAAUUAUUUUCUGUUCCUUUCUCUCUCCUAAUUCGAAUCUUCUAAACUACUGAGCCAGAUCAAAACGAAAACCAUAACCAAAUCGGCUAUGAUGGCCAGAAUCAUGAGCGCGACGCCUAAUAUUCCAUCGCCGUCAAUAACACAGUCGCCGCCGCCGCCGUCCUCGGCGAAGGUCCGUACAAUUCCCGGCAGCUACGGGUGGCCGUUGUUGGGGCCGAUCUCCGACCGACUGAACUAUUUCUGGUUCCAAGGACCGGAGACAUUCUUCAGGAAGAGGAUCGAGACGAACAAGAGCACAGUGUUUCGGACCAACAUUCCCCCGACCUUCCCGUUCUACACCGGCGUCAACCCUAACGUCAUCGCCGUCCUCGAUUGCAAGUCUUUCUCUCACCUCUUCGACAUGGAGAUCGUCGAGAAGAGGAAUAUCCUAGUCGGAGAUUUCAUGCCUAGUGUCAAGUUCACUGGCGAUCUUCGUGUCUGUGCGUAUCUCGACACAUCUGAGCCUUCACACGCUCAGCUCAAGAGUUUUGCAAUGGACAUCCUAAAGCGGAGCUCCUCCAUUUGGGCGUCCACAGUCACCUCCAAACUGGACACCAUGUGGGACACCAUUGAUUCCCAACUCUCCUCCUCCGACUCCGUUAGUUACCUCUUCCCUUUACAGCAGUUCCUCUUCAGCUUCCUCGUUCGCUGCCUCCUCGGAGCCGACACCGCCACUUCACCGGAAAUCGCCGAGUACGGCUACACCAUGCUCGACAAAUGGCUCGCUCUUCAGCUCCUCCCCACUGUCAAAAUCGGCGUACUUCAACCCCUGGAAGAGAUCUUCCUCCACUCCUUUUCCUACCCAUUUGCACUAGUGAGCGGAGGCUAUAACAAACUCGUCAAGUUUAUAGAGACACAAGCCAAAGAAGUGAUAGAGAGAGGUAAGACUGAGUUCAAACUGAGUCAAGAAGAGGCAAUUCACAACCUUCUCUUCAUACUCGGGUUUAACGCGUUCGGGGGCUUCUCGGUGUUCUUCCCAACUCUGUUGAGCACACUCGGGUCUGAUACCACCGGGAUACAAGAGAAACUGAGAAAAGAAGUGAGAGAGAAAUGCGGGUCAACUCUGAGUUUUGACUCGGUGAAAAACAUGGAACUCGUUCAGUCAUUCGUGUACGAAACGCUCCGACUCAACCCAUCCGUUCCGCUUCAAUACGGCCGAGCUAGGAAGGACUUCCUACUGAGUUCACACGACUCGGUGUUCGAAAUUAAGAAAGGUGAGCUGCUCUGUGGGUACCAGCCUCUGGUCAUGAGAGAUUCCAAAGUGUUUGAUGAUCCUGAAACGUUCGUGACGGACCGGUUCACAAAAGAGAAAGGUCGCGAGUUACUGAAUUACUUGUACUGGUCGAACGGGCCGCAGACUGGGUCACCCAGUGAGUCGAACAAGCAGUGUCCGGCUAAAGACUAUGUAACACUCACGGCGUCUCUUUUGGUGGCUCAUUUGUUCCUUAGGUAUGAUUCGAUCACGUGCUCGUCCUCGUCAAUCACGGCCCUUGAAAAGGCUAAGUGAGGCAUUACCAUACACGGACUUGAGGGUUGUAUUGUUUAUGUGUAAAACUAAUGUACGACGCAUAUGGACCAAUUAAUAAGCCGGUUUGUGAGGAAAGGGUCUGAUGGUCCCACUUAAAUUGAUGAGUCUUGUUUUUAUGUAAAAA
Cornus florida is the source of this 1744-nucleotide messenger RNA. Its product is annotated as fatty acid hydroperoxide lyase, chloroplastic. Gene Ontology annotation, molecular function: iron ion binding; heme binding; oxidoreductase activity, acting on paired donors, with incorporation or reduction of molecular oxygen. The coding region runs from base 142 to 1599 and encodes 485 amino acids. Gene Ontology annotation, biological process: sterol metabolic process. Lineage: Eukaryota; Viridiplantae; Streptophyta; Magnoliopsida; Cornales; Cornaceae. The transcript has 2 exons. The record is from RefSeq and is a predicted model, not a curated record.